This is a messenger RNA of Thermochaetoides thermophila DSM 1495, 1491 nucleotides long. RefSeq lists its product as uncharacterized. The transcript is spliced from 4 exons. The record is from RefSeq and is a predicted model, not a curated record. The coding region runs from base 1 to 1491 and encodes 496 amino acids. Gene Ontology annotation, biological process: proteolysis. Gene Ontology annotation, molecular function: serine-type endopeptidase activity. Lineage: Eukaryota; Fungi; Ascomycota; Sordariomycetes; Sordariales; Chaetomiaceae.
AUGGCCGGCCGACUGCUCACAGCAUUAACUUUUGCCCUAUCAGUCCUCGGCGUGACGGCGGCUCCCGCCCCGGAGCCGGCCCGUAUCAAGUCGUCGACGACGGGCAAGACGUACCUGGGUAUCCCUAUUUCGAACCCCGACGUGCGCAACCCCGUGCCGAACCGCUACAUCGUUGUCUACAACAACACCUUCUCCGAUGAGGAAGUCGAAGCCCACGAGACCAUGGUCAUUAAAACUAUCGCCAAGCGCAACCUGGGCAAGCGUAGCCCACACACUGGCAAAUUCCUGUCGACUGCCGUCAAGACCUUCAAGGUCAAUGGCUGGCGCGCCAUGUCUCUGGAGGCCGAUGAUGUGCUGAUCAAUGAGAUCUUUGAGAGCAAGGAGGUCAGCUACAUCGAGCAGGAUGAGUAUAUCAGCCUCAAUGCUCGGUCCUUCCAGGGCAAUGCGCCCACGGGUCUGGCUCGCAUCAGCCAUGCCACGGCUGGCAAUCGUGGCUACAUCUUCGACGACAGCGGUGGCGAGGGCAUCACCGCGUAUGUCGUUGACACUGGAAUCAGGCUCACACAUUCUGAGUUUGAGGGCCGCGCUGUCUUUGGGGCUAACUUCGUCGACAAUUCGCCUGACGACGAGAACGGCCACGGCAGCCACGUCGCUGGCACUAUUGGCGGCAAGACCUUCGGUGUUGCCAAGAAGGUCAAGCUGGUCUCCGUCAAGGUACUCGAUGCCGACGGUUCCGGUACCAACUCUGGUGUGCUUGAGGGCAUGCAGUUUGUUGUCCGCAACGUCACUGCCCUCGGUAUCGGUGGCAAGGCCGUCAUGAACAUGUCUCUCGGUGGUUCCCGCUCUCGUGCUAUCAACAGCGCCAUCAACCAGCUUGAGGCCGCCGGCGUCGUCCCCGUUGUCGCCGCCGGUAACGAGAACCAAGACACCGCCAAUACCUCACCCGGCUCCGCUGAGGCCGCCAUCACCGUCGGCGCUAUCGACCCCCGCAACGAUCAGCGCGCCUCCUUCAGCAACUUCGGCUCGCUCGUCGACAUCUACGCCCCUGGUGUCCGCAUCCUGAGCGUCGGCAUCCGCAACGACAACGACGAGGCCGUUCUCUCGGGCACUUCCAUGGCUGCGCCCCAUGUCGCUGGUCUUGCGGCCUACCUCAUGCGUCUGGAGGGCAUCACGGGCGUGCAGGCGGUCUCCAACCGCAUCAAGGAGCUCGCGAGACGCACGGGCGCCCGCGUGCGCAACAACGUGCCCGGCACGACCGACCUGAUCGCCAACAAUGUGGAGACGGAAGUUCCGGGGGUGAUUGUGAAGCCUACGCCUACGACGACAGCCGUGGCUACUGCUACCCCGACGCAGAGGACGGGUCGCGGCCGGGGAAGGUUUAGGAAUAGGCCUUUCCGCGCGGGCAGCACAUGGCUGGAGAAGUGGUUCCGUGAGCAGCAGAAGCAGCAGAGGAAUGGUGCUGCAGUUCCUACUUCUACGCCUACGAGUUGA